Messenger RNA from Aspergillus viridinutans, 2058 nucleotides. RefSeq names its product OPT family oligopeptide transporter. The transcript is spliced from 4 exons. Gene Ontology annotation, cellular component: fungal-type vacuole membrane. The coding region runs from base 1 to 2058 and encodes 685 amino acids. The record is from RefSeq and is a predicted model, not a curated record. Gene Ontology annotation, molecular function: oligopeptide transmembrane transporter activity. NCBI's taxonomy places the organism in Eukaryota, Fungi, Ascomycota, Eurotiomycetes, Eurotiales, Aspergillaceae.
AUGUCUCCAUCCGCGGGCGACGACUCCGAAUUCCUCCAUUCCUCUCGCGGCCCUCACUCAUCGCAAAACUUCACCUGGCGCGCCCUGAUCGUUGGCCUGCUCGUCGGGAUCCUGAUCAACCUCUGCAACACGUACUAUGGCCUGCAGACCGGUGCCGGCGCCCAACUUCCCACGGUGUCCGCCCUACUAGGGUACUUGGUGAUCAAUAGUUUUGCAAAAUUCAACCUCGCCCCGCUGUCCAAGGCUGAGAAUGUCUUGAUUGUGAGCGCGGCCACAGCGACGGGCUGCAUGCCUGGUACGGCGGGGUUCACCGAGGUCAUUCCCGCGCUAGAAUAUGUCCUUGGACCGAAGGAGGGAGGGCCGGUGAAAAUGGGAUGGAUGAACAUGGUUAUCUGGUCCUUGGGGUUGAGUUUCUUCGGCAUCCUCUUUGCGGCUCUGCUGAGGGACCGUUUGAUUUUCCCGAAGGUCUGGCCUUGGCCUGGCGCGACGGCUUCAGCAAAUGUGAUUAAUGCUCUACAUGGCAGAGAGAAAGAGGACUUUGAAAAUGCAGUUGCCUGGGAUUCGUGGCCGCACCGCGAGACCGGGUUGUUGCAUGGCGCCGCCGACGAUGGCGAGGAGGAUGGGGAUGUCACAGAACCAACCAAGCUUCCGAGGAAUCUAAGCCUUAUUUUGAUUCCUGCAGCGUGGUCGGCGCUUUUUACGGUGUUCAUGUACUUUAUGCCCAUAACUAAAGAUUUACCGCUCUUUGGCCGCCAGGCUGCGAGAAAGUGGCUCUGGACAUUUAGUCUAUCACCCGGCUUCUUUGGCUCUGGGAUAAUUAUGGGGCCGGAAAUUGUGCUUCACAUGCUGACUGGGGCAAUCGUUGGCUGGGGAAUCCUGUCGCCCUAUGCCAAAGGUAAAGGUUGGGCACCUGGGGACGUCGGUGAUUGGGAGACUGGCAGUCGUGGCUGGCUGAUUUGGAUUAGUUUGGCCUGCCUAAGCGCGGACACGCUGGUCAAAAUGGUCUGGAUAUAUUUCAAGGUGAUUCGGGAGAAAUACGGAGAUUGGCUGUUCCGGGGUUGGGAGAACACUCGACUCGCCCUAGCCGGGCAACGUGGAUAUAUGCCAGUGCGGAAUAGCAUCAUCAUCAACAACAACAACGGGCCCUUUGACGACCAGGACAGCCUUGUUGAUGAAACGGAACAUCCUACCACGACGGGAACGCCCGACGGACAGGAGUCUCCGUAUGGUGGGUAUCUUUUGGUGACAAUCUUUGUUGUCUCGAUUCCGGUGUGCAUCUUCGCAACGCAGUCAGUGUUUGGUAACAAAAUGCCCUGGUACUACACCUUCCUCUCGAUUCUUCUGGCAUUGCCCGUGGCGAUGACUGGCAUUCGAGGCUUGGCAGAAUCGGACUUCAACGCGGGUAGCGGUUUAGCCGCGCAAUUAGUCGUCGCCACCCUAACCCCCCGAACCAAGCCAGAUAGUGUCAUAAUCAACAUCCUCUCCGGCGCGAUCGCCAAGGGGGGCGCCAACCAAGCUGGCGACCUUGCCUUUGAUCUGAAGAUCGGUCAACUGGUCGGCGCGCCACCGGACGUGCAGACCUACGGGCAGAUUGCCGGUUCUAUCUUCGGAGCAAUUGUCUCCUGCUUCACGUACCGACUCUUUACAGCCCGAUUUCCCGUGCCGGGCAAGUUCAUCCAGAUCCCCAACUCGUUUUUGCAGGUGAGUACGGCGAAGAUGGUAUUGAAUAAAGGACUACCAUCGGGUGCGGGUGCGUUUGCGCUAGGAUUUGGCAUAUUCUUCGUUGUCGCGACGGUUGUAAAGAUGAGAUUUCAGCAGAGGUGGUGGCAGGUUUUUAUUCCGAGUGGGGUGUCCUUUGCAAUUGGGAUAUUUACUACUCCUGUUUUCACUCUAUCGAGGGUGCUUGGGGGUCUUUUUAUGUGGGCGUACUUGCGUCGGGCGGCUUCUGAACAGUUGAUGCUGGUGGUCGUGGCCAGCGGGAUGUUGCUUGGAGAGUCCCUGGGGAGCCUCGGAGAGCUCUUCCUGUCUGCUGUGAAAGUUCCUCCACUUGGCUUGUAA